AUGACGAAAAGAAGCGAUCGCGCCGGCAACAGCAGGCUGCUAUCUCUCCCCGACGAGCUCCUCCAAAUCAUUCUCGGCCUCGAAGAUCACCCAUCCGAUCGCUGCAGCGUCGCGCUCUCCUGCUCCCGCCUCCGCCGCCUCUCUCGGCGCACGUCGCACACGCUCCGCCUCGACUACUUCUCGCUUUUGACCUCCCUCGAGCUAAACUCGCGCCGUGCGCGCUCGCGUCUCUCCUACACACGGCAGCCACCACUCCCUCCCGUGCACCUCCUCCCCUCGCUCCAGUCCCUCACGCUCCUCUACGUUCCCUCAGACUCACUCUCCAUUUCCCGCUGCUCCUCCCUCACCUCUCUCACCCUCUGCGCCCCUGAAUCUUCCGAUCUUUCCUCCCUUGCAUUCUCUUCCUCCUCCCUUGUCUCCUCCUCCUCGUCCCGCUCUUCCCGUGCUUCCUUCUCCUCACCUGCCCCCCCCACUCCCCCCUCCCCGCUCGCGUCCUCCCCCCCAUCCUCUCUCCGCACGACUCUCACAUCUCUCACGAUCCACUCCGCCGAUUUGCAGGGCUCCCUGCCUUCCCUCGCCUUCUUCCCCUCCCUCUCCUCCCUCUCCCUCCACUCCUGCACCAUCGACCCAUACGAGCUCCGCUCCCUCUCACACUCCCUCAAUUCCCUCUCCCACCUUACAAUCCACUCCUCCCCACUCAUUUCCUCCGAUUCCCUCGCCCCAAUCCUCCAAGCCAAUCCUUCUCUCUCCUCCCUCUCCCUGCACGGAACAACCUACCGUUUGUUCAGAGCACAGGGAUUCCGUUCUCUCCUCUCUCGCUGCUCCUCCCAGCUCCGCUCCCUCCACCUCGCUGGUCUACCCUGCUUCCGCCCGGGCUUGCUUGCAGACUGCAGGGGUCUGAGCGCGCUGAGUGUGGAAGGGGUGAUCGAGUCUAAGGAGAACCUACUGCCAAACAAUGUGUCUCUGGACUGCCUUGUGGCUAUGCUGGUACACGUGGAGCAGAUGGGGGGUGCGGGAGGAGAGGCAGGAGGGGAAGCAGAAGGGGAGGCAGGAGAGAUGGCAGGAGGGGAGGCAGGAGAGAAGGCAGAAGGAGAGGCAGAGGAGAGUGGAGCGCAAGAGGCAGCGGCGGCCCAGGCGGACAAGAUCGCAGCAGCCACUGACGUAGUCGACCUCUUCAAAGCAGCCGACGAAGCUGCAAAGGCCGCCCGUUACGACGCGCUCUGGGCGACGCGCGUGGUUGGCGAGAACGCAGUUCCUCGGAUUGCCACCAGCCUCGGGAAGAUCAGGUCCGGGAUCUCGGCGUGCCGGUCCUUCUCUGCCGCGAUCGGGGCGUCCAAUGCGGCUGUUGAAUGGGAGGAAAAGCUCAUGAGGGCAUUCAAUGCAAAUGCUGCUGCUGAUUCCAAUACAGAUGCUGCUGCUGCUGCUGAUUUGAAUAUAGAUGGCGCUGCUGCUGACUCCAAUAUAGAGACGGCUGCUGGCCAGGUGGCAGGGUUCUUUGCUAUGGAGCUGAAUGUUGGAGAAGAGGAUGGGGAUGGGGAGGCGGAAGGAGAUGACAUCAGGGGCAUGGAUGGCAUGCUGCCUGAUGAUGUCCUGCCUGAGGGUGUGCUGUGUGGGGUGUGGUCCAGUGCGGUGGAGACACGUGAAGAGGGGUUGGGUAGGCAGCGGGAGCUUCUGGAGGAACUGGAGGAGCAGUUUGCUGCCAUGUCCGCCAGCUUCCAGUCGUUGCGUCAACUUAACAGAGCUCUGAGAGCCACGCUGGCGCGACCACGGCAGGAGGAGAUGGGGAAGCAGCGGCAGGAGGAGAUGGGGAAGCAGCGGCAGGAGGAGAUGGGGAAGCAGCGGCAGGAGGAGAUGGGGAAGCAGCGGCAGGAGGAGAUGGGGAAGCAGCGGCAGGAGGAGAUGGGGAAGCAGCGGCAGGAGGAGAUGGGGAAGCAGCGGCAGGAGGAGAUGGGGAAGCAGCGGCAGGAGGAGAUGGGGAAGCAGCGGCAGGAGGAGAUGGGGAAGCAGCGGCAGGAGGAGAUGGGGAAGCAGCGGCAGGAGGAGAUGGGGAAGCAGCGGCAGGAGGAGAUGGGGAAGCAGCGGCAGGAGGAGAUGGGGAAGCAGCGGCAGGAGGAGAUGGGGAAGCAGCGGCAGGAGGAGAUGGGGAAGCAGCGGCAGGAGGAGAUGGGGAAGCAGCGGCAGGAGGAGAUGGGGAAGCAGCGGCAGGAGGAGAUGGGGAAGCAGCGGCAGGAGGAGAUGGGGAAGCAGCGGCAGGAGGAGAUGGGGAAGCAGCGGCAGGAGGAGAUGGGGAAGCAGCGGCAGGAGGAGAUGGGGAAGCAGCGGCAGGAGGAGAUGGGGAAGCAGCGGCAGGAGGAGAUGGGGAAGCAGCGGCAGGAGGAGAUGGGGAAGCAGCGGCAGGAGGAGAUGGGGAAGCAGCGGCAGGAGGAGAUGGGGAAGCAGCGGCAGGAGGAGAUGGGGAAGCAGCGGCAGGAGGAGAUGGGGAAGCAGCGGCAGGAGGAGAUGGGGAAGCAGCGGCAGGAGGAGAUGGGGAAGCAGCGGCAGGAGGAGAUGGGGAAGCAGCGGCAGGAGGAGAUGGGGAAGCAGCGGCAGGAGGAGAUGGGGAAGCAGCGGCAGGAGGAGAUGGGGAAGCAGCGGCAGGAGGAGAUGGGGAAGCAGCGGCAGGAGGAGAUGGGGAAGCAGCGGCAGGAGGAGAUGGGGAAGCAGCGGCAGGAGGAGAUGGGGAAGCAGCGGCAGGAGGAGAUGGGGAAGCAGCGGCAGGAGGAGAUGGGGAAGCAGCGGCAGGAGGAGAUGGAGCAGCAGCAGCAGCGCAUGGAGGGACAAUAG
Molecule: messenger RNA, 2823 nt
Organism: Closterium sp. Naga37s-1
Lineage: Eukaryota; Viridiplantae; Streptophyta; Zygnematophyceae; Desmidiales; Closteriaceae
Source: the annotation of a GenBank genome assembly